Seriola dumerili (greater amberjack) is the source of this 1697-nucleotide messenger RNA. It is a transcript of the gene mall, whose product is annotated as mal, T-cell differentiation protein like. Gene Ontology annotation, biological process: myelination. Lineage: Eukaryota; Metazoa; Chordata; Actinopteri; Carangiformes; Carangidae. Gene Ontology annotation, cellular component: membrane. The record is from RefSeq and is a predicted model, not a curated record. The transcript is spliced from 8 exons. Bases 38 to 1051 code for a protein of 337 amino acids. Gene Ontology annotation, molecular function: structural constituent of myelin sheath.
UCUCACACACAUACACAGACACACAGUGCUUUGGACUAUGGCCUCCACCACCUCCGGUGAUGUUCUGCCCACAGGCGGCAGGAUCUUCACCACCAUGCCUGACAUGUGCUUCAUCCCUGAGUUUGUGUUUGGAGGUUUGGUGUGGAUCCUGGUGGCAUCGACUCGAAUCACCCAGGAAAACCCUCUGGGCUGGGUGAUGUUCGUGUCCGUCUUCUGCUUCGUAGUGACAACACUCUGGUUCUUCAUCUUCCUCUGCGGAGCCAAUCAGAGCAGCAUCUGGCCCUCCCUGGAUGUGGGUUACCAUUUUGUGGCUGUGGUUUUCUACCUCAGUGCGUCGGUGGCUCUGGCGUACGUCACCCUCAUGAAUGCGACUCUAUUGGCUAGAUUUCCUUCUGAGGAAUUACUCAAAAUCUACCGACUGGAUAUUUCUGCAGUGGUGAUGUCCUACAUAGCCACUCUUCUCUACUUCCUCCAUGCCAUUUUCUCUGCCUUGCGAUGGAAGAGGGGCAGGAACACCUGCCGCUGCUCCGUUAGUUCAGAGGAGAAGGCAGGACGCUCACCGUUGACUCUCUGGGUGAAGGAACAGGCAGAGAUGGCUGCAACCACCGCUCAGCCAAUGGGGAGCCUGCCCAGCGGACUGGGGAUAUGCACCACGGCCCCGGAUAUAUUUUACCUGCCUGAACUGGUGUUUGGCGGUCUGGUUUGGAUCCUGGUAGCGUCGACCCACGUGGAACCACCAAACCCUCUGGGCUGGGUGAUGUUCGUCUCCGUCUUCUGCUUCGUCCUGACCUUCCUCUGGAUGAUCAUCUUCGCUGCCGACGGCCAUAAGAGCAGCUCCGCCUGGGCUGCCGCUGACUUUGCUUACCACGGCCUGGCAGCGUUCUUCUACCUCAGUGCAGGUGUGGCUUUGGCUUACAUCACCUUCUUGAAUAAAGCAGGCGUAUUAAGAAUCUACCAGAUUGACAUCGCCGCUGUGGUGUUCGCCUACGUGGCCACGCUGCUCUACUUCAUCCACGCCAUCCUCUCCGCCAUCCGAUGGAAAACCUUCUGAAGAGCGACGCUGAUCCACAAACCUGUGUGUCCAAGUGGUCCUGUGUGAAUGUGUGUGUGUGUGUGUGUGUGUGUACGGUGGAAUUACUCAGUCUGCUCGGAUUCACAAUGAAGGAUUUAAACCCCAUUUUGGGACAUUUGAUAAUGUCCGGUGAAGGUAUUGAGUAGAUGGAGAUUCGUGAUGAAGAACAAAGAGGAAGAAAAAAAGAAAACAUUUAACGCAUGAAGGCAAAAACAAUGUUGAACAAUGGAAACAAAUGAAAAGCUGCGAACUAGAAAUGUCAUCCUGUAUGUUCUAAUGAAAACAAAUGAAAUGUAUAAUUUACAGUCUAAAACUGGUCAAAGUGCAGUCGCUCUGUGACCCAGCAGCUCAGUGUUUUCUUAUUUUUACCAGACGACACUUUGAGCCAAUGGUCAUUUAUUACAUGUCAUAUUUACCUGACUAACAGACCUUUGUUUCUCUGCAGUGACUAUAAAGAGUUAGUUGCUAAUUUUUAGAUUUUUUAUUUUCUUUGUCAUAUAGAAUUAACAUCAGAAAAUGAUCAGCACUUAAAGGACGGUGAAGUGUAUUUUUAUAAGACCUUCCUCUGAAAUUUACAGUUGAUAAAUAGUAAAUAAUUUUUUGUAUUCUCAAGAUUAAAACAAGA